AUGUUCAUUGAGACUCGACAAAGUCGAAAAGGAAAAAAAGUGGAUGAUGAAACACAAACUGCAAUUGAUAAGCUUCAAGAUUCUGUUAAGAACUCGACCGAAUCUGAGACAUCUACGUCAUUGUUUGGGAAAGAAAAAUUUGGUCGAGUACGUUGCUAUGGAAGAACAAAUACACCAACCAUGUUUAAAAGAAAUCAAGAAAUUUCGGUUAUUAAAAAGCAGCAUAGUGAUGAAGUGGCUGGAAUGAAGAGGGAGAUGGAUGGCAUGAAGGUACUUUUUAAGACCACGAUGAAGCAAGAAAACCCGCAUAUGAGUGACGAGAAGAUCUCUAAUAUGAUGGCAUCUGCGUUGGGAACUACCACUAAAUUGAUUCUAUUAAGAAUUGGUUUGAAAUGUUGUAGAAUUGGUUUGAAAUGUAUAAUAGAAUUGAAUGGUGAUGAAGAAGCUUGUGAUGAUGAUCAAGAUAUGGAAGAAGAACAAGAAGAAGGUUGUGAUGAUCAAGACGAAGAUGAAUAUUAUGAUGCAUGA
Molecule: messenger RNA, 528 nt
Organism: Vicia villosa (hairy vetch)
Lineage: Eukaryota; Viridiplantae; Streptophyta; Magnoliopsida; Fabales; Fabaceae
Exons: 4
Coding region: 1-528 (175 amino acids)
Source: RefSeq, a predicted model, not a curated record